UAAUUAACCAUGGCGGUGGAAGUCGGUGCACAGUUUGACACCUAUGAAGAUUUAACGAAUGCCAUCAAGGCAUAUGAGGCAGAACAUUUUGUCAAUUUGAUCAUUAGAGAUACACGAAAAGUGGAAGCUGCUGCAAAACGAAACCAACGUAAAACUUAUAAUACUGCCAUUAAAUAUAGUGAUAUCUCAUACUGCUGCACUUACGGUGGGAAAAAGUAUGUUUCACAUUCCACUGGUAAAAGAAACCACAAGUAAGUACCUUUUAAAUUUUGAUGAUGUUACAUUUCAUUAAAAAAGAUUGUUGUGAAUAAUUUGUAGGCCUUAUCAGAUUAUAAAAAAUGGCAUUACUGACAAAGCAUUGUUUUUUUUUUCUAAUCUAUCAAAUUCUAAGUAAGUACCUUUGGUAUAGUUCCACCAUUGCAUAUUGUGUCUGUUUGAGCUUUUAUUUGAGUUUUAUUAAUUGAUUGUUAACAAAUUCUUUAGACAUACAAAAUUGGUUAAUAAAACUUAUUAAUUUAUGAUAAGAUGGCUUUCAGAAAUUACUUCAUGUACUUGACUUAAUGUAAUUAUAAUGUCUUUGUUUAUUUUCAAUGCAUUAUCCUGUGAUUUUUUUGUUUUGUUUUUCAAAACCUUUUAUUAGCUCCCUUUACUGUCACAGUUGUUUCCUAUAUGUGAUCUCCAUUUUUAUCUCAACAGAACAAUAAAGCAGGCAUGCCCUUUCUCUUUGAAAGUUAGGGCUACUGUAGAUGGGCAAAGACUUUUUAUUAGAGAAAUGAGCUCCCUUCACAAUCAUGAAAUCUCAGAGGUAUUUUUAAAAAAUUAAAAUUAUUCAUUAAAUUUUAAACUAAGAAAAGCAAUGGUGUCAUAAAUUAACAUUAGUCACUAAGUAGAUUUAUUACUAGACACUAAUUAACAGAUCUUCUUAAAUGUGGAUUCUCACUUAAAAACUUAUGAAUAUUUAUCAAUCUGUAGAAAUAAUGAAUAUCAUAAAAAAUAUGUGUUGCAACAACUAAAUUAUAAUCACUGAAGCUUAUACUGAAUCUACUUUUGUUAUAUAUAUAAUUUUAAAACUAAACUGUGUCCUAUAUACUCAGUCCACUAAUUAUUUUUUCCUUACUUGCAUGCAGGCAGAAUUUAGGCUCCACCCAAAGCAAAGAAAACUUGAUAUUAACUCCCAGGAGGAAAUUGCAAACUUGUUGUGUAUGGAACCAGAUAAAAAGCUACUUCGAGAUAAGCUUAUGCAGAUAACUGGUAAAGUCAUUCUAAUGAAAGAUAUACAUAACAUCAAGACCCGGUUGGUAAACCCAAAACUAAAACCGGGAGUCCCAAAGAAAGAGUCAUUGUUUAAGGAAGACGCCACAGAUCACAGUGGCGCAGAGAUGGAGCCUGGCAUGCAUGAGUCCAGUGAGAUUCAUCCUCAACCAGAAGUUGAUGUACCAAUAGCUAGCAUAUCCGCAUCACAACUGACCAACAAUAAUCAGCAGCACCCCACAAUGGCUGAACCACAAAACUCUGAUUCUCCUAUUAAUCAGCACUGUUAUGUGGAUACACCAACUUAUCAACCAGCACACAACUUGUAUACUGUAAAUACGCUGUCGUUUCCUUCCACCCAGUUUUAUGGUUUGGCUGCUCAACCUUUCCACCAAACUUCACAAAAUCUUGUCACCUGCAACAAUGUUAUGCACGAUGUCCAGCAGGUGGACUCCCAGAAUUUAGGGAACUCGCACAAUUUCCAACACUGGACCACAUUAGAGGAUAUAGGCAGACAGGCAAUGUCAGAUGCAAACUACCAAACUAUUACAGCUCUUACAUUCACUGAACCCCAUAACGGUGAUCAUCUGCCCACUGGGCAACAGCAAAUCCCUCCACAUACCAUUCAAACCACCCGUCCUGAUACUGUGCACACUGUCCUUCUUGACGCCCCUAACACAAAUAUACCAACUAACCACGAGUACGCACAAGAUCCAAGGACAUCAAAGCUAAAAAAACGUAGGUGGAAGGAACGAACAUCAAACAGUGGAACAAAAAAGAAAAGGAAAUCUGCAAUACAAGCUGAUAAAGACAGUUUAAUGAAAAAAUAUUUCCAGCAGGCUACUGUGAAUUUAUUCUUUAAUGAACGAUUAAAAUCCCCUGGUGAGUUUUUUAAUAUCAUUUCUGUGUAG
Molecule: messenger RNA, 2162 nt
Organism: Lymnaea stagnalis (great pond snail)
Lineage: Eukaryota; Metazoa; Mollusca; Gastropoda; Lymnaeidae
Source: the annotation of a GenBank genome assembly